This is a messenger RNA of Echinostoma caproni, 252 nucleotides long. Lineage: Eukaryota; Metazoa; Platyhelminthes; Trematoda; Plagiorchiida; Echinostomatidae. The record is from the annotation of a GenBank genome assembly.
AUGACUCCUGUGAGUCUCGAAGUGACCGGUUCUCCGGUGUUUAUGAAACAUCGGAUUAUCCCACUUGGACUUCGUGAGCCCGUAAAAAAGGCGUUAGAUGAAAUGAGGAAUUACAUCCCCGUUCAAAUGUCGAAAACAGUACAGAAGAACCCAGAAGACCUGAACGAUUACUCCUCGAAGCCCGCCCUGAUUACAGAAGAACGGAGCUUCAUUCAAGCUGCGGCGGAUGUGGUGAUUGCUCAUGAACUAUGA